AACUGAUACUUACAAGCAGUUGCCACUCACUACCAGUCAGUUGACUCACUGUACAAGACCUCUCCCCUUUACUUCACUCUACUGCAGGGUGGGAGAUGCAACAAUGGCCUUGAGAACAGCAGGAAGUGUGUUGGUGGUCUUUCUCUGGUCUGUAGCAGUGGUACUGGGUCAGAAUGGCUGGAGUGUUACAUACACCACUCAGAGAAUCUGUACCUUGAAGGGGUCAACAGUGGAGAUGUCCUGCUCUUACACAUAUCCCAGUGGUUAUAAAGUCACAUCAACCUUCUGGUUCACCAAAAAAUAUGAAAUGGAGAAUUAUGUAAAUCUGAGAGAUGAACCAGUCUUCAAAGGUCGUGUGACGUACCAUAGCGAUAGGAUGAAUGGCCACACCCUGAGAAUCACAGACCUGAGAAAGAAGGACUCAGCUGAGUACAAGUUCAGAUUUAUAACAGAUCAGCCAGGAGGGAAAUAUUCUGGCUAUCCUGGAGUCACUCUGUCUGUUACAGACCUGCAGGUGAAGGUGACCACUACAUGGUGGUUAACGACACUGACCUGUAGCACCACCUGUACUCUGACUGGUAACCCCACCUACAUCUGGUACAGGAACAGUAAGAUUGUGCAAGGGGCCUCCUCUCCCUCGUACCCAGUCUACUUAAAAACCGAAGACAGAUUCUACUGUGCUGUAAACGGCAUCAAUUCUCAUCCAGUGUCUUUUGAGGGUCACAGUUAUUUCCACGUGACUUACACCCAUCAGAGGAUCUGUACCUUGAAGGGGUCAUCAGUGGACAUAUCCUGCUCUUAUACAUUUCCCAGUGGUCAUACAGUCUCUGAAACAAAAUGGUACACAAAAGGAAAACUUGACGAGGCGCCUCAAAUCCUGAACCCGGGGUAUGGAGGUUGUGUGGAGUACCUUGGAAAUAUGCAGAGUGACUCCACCCUGAGAAUCACAGACCUGAGAGAGGAGGAUUCAGCUGAGUAUAAGUUUAGAUUCAGAACAGAUCAGACAACCUGGGAGCCCACCUUCCCUGGAACAACUCUGACUGUCACAGUUCUGCAGGUGAAGGUGACUCCUGCCACUGUGUCAGAGGGACAGAAGGUGACACUGACCUGUAGCACCACCUGUACUCUGACUGACAACCCCAACCCCACCUACAUCUGGUACAAGAAUGGACAUGUAACCAAACGAUCUAACAGUCUGUUCCUAAACCCAGUCAUCAGUGAGGAUGCAGGCAGAUACUCCUGUGCUGUAGAAGGCCAUGAGGAUCUCCCCUCUGCUGAAGAGACUCUCACUGUCACAUAUGGCCCAAAGAACACCUCAGUGUCAGUCAGUCCCUCUUGUGAAAUAGUGGAGGGUAGUUCAGUGACUCUGACCUGCAGCAGUGAUGCCAACCCACCUGUGGACAAAUACACCUGGUACAAGAAGAACGUAACCUCAGCAAAAGCAUCAGGACAGAGUUACAGCAUCACUAACAUCAUCUCUGAGGACAGAGGAGAAUAUUACUGUGAGGCCCAGAAUGGAAGAGGAUCUAUGAACUCUACAGCUCUGAUGAUCAUUGUAGCAGGGAAACAAACCUCAGUUAUGACUGUAGCUGUAGGAAUCACAGUGGUUGUUCUGGUUCUCAUCCUCUGUUUCUCUGGCUUCAUGUGGUUCAGGAAACAAGCCUCCAAAUCCACCUCCAACACAAGAGACACGGCAGACGAUGGACAGGGAAACUCUAGUCCAGUGUAUGACAAUGUCUCAAGCAUGGCCAUGACCCCUACUGCAGCACAGACAGCGGACACAGACAACCAUGAUUAUGUUUACUAUGCCAGCGUCCACUUCUCUGGCUCCAAAAUCCAGGAAGUGCCUCUAUACUCCACCGUCCAGCUGCCUCAGCCCCAGAUUCAGGAGGAUGUCCAGUAUGCUGCUGUGAAAUUCAGCUGUCCCAGUGCUGCCACCCGGUGAACGCAUUCUGCCAUUACAACAACAGUGUCAAUACUAGAACAUGGAACACACAGACAGCAUCAGGGUCAUUCAUAUGCUGCUGCUUGUUGGAAGAGUAGACAAUGUAAUCAAUAAGCAAAACGGUUGACCCCCUAGUGACAACUCAUUGUUCCCUGAAAAGUCCCUCCAUCAAUAGGGGAAGCACAGGAGGAUGGUGGCACCUUCAUUGGGGAGGAUGGGCUUGUGGUAAAGGCUGGAGCGGAAAAGGUGGAAUGGUAUAAAAUACAUCAAACACAUGUUUUCAUUCCAUUUGCGCUGUUCUGCCCAUUAUUAGGACCAGUUCUCACCUCAGCAACCUCCUGUGAUCUAAAGAGUUGUAGGACCAUCCUUCAGGCCAAAGUGCAUUUCCUUGAACUCAUAAUAUGGUGUAACAAUGGACAUUUUGAAAAGUUGCAUUCAGGGUUGGGAUAAAUUACAUUACAAUUUAGGAAAAUUACAAUUGUUCCUCAUUGAAAAGCAUUGAAAAAAGAUGGAAUUUCAGUUUAGCUCCUGAAUUUAAAUGCUAUUGACCCCUAGCCUGGUUGCAGUUUCAAGAAGACCUUGUAUAUCUGGACCUGUAUUUAAAAAAUAAGUGAUAUAAUGAUAUAUAACAAUACAAUAAUAUAUGCCAUUUAGCAGAUGCUUUUAUCCUGGGGACAGGGGGAGUAGGCGGGAGGGGGGGGGACUACCUUUCACCCAGUGUUUCUUAAGUGAUUGGUUUGGGCCAAUUUCUAGUCAUUUCUUUAGACUUAAGUGUAGCAAAAACAAUUCUGCACAAGACUAUACAGCUACACUGUUACUCGAGGUAUGGCAUUAACUUGGCAUUGAGAUUGAGACUGUAAAGCAUGAUACUAUAACGCUUUUUAAUCACUUAUCUAAAUGUGUUUCUUACUUCUUGUCAAAUGUGAUGAGUGGCAUGUGUUUGUUUAUCCAUGAGCAAAUGUUAAUAAACGCUUUCUUCUUCUUCCA
Molecule: messenger RNA, 2932 nt
Organism: Salvelinus fontinalis (brook trout)
Lineage: Eukaryota; Metazoa; Chordata; Actinopteri; Salmoniformes; Salmonidae
Product: B-cell receptor CD22-like
Exons: 10
Coding region: 104-1945 (613 amino acids)
Source: RefSeq, a predicted model, not a curated record